UUUGCCGGGAAAGUUUCAAGUAACGUUGAUCAGUUAUCGUAGCGUUUUCGCAAUCCUCAACUACCGAUUAAGUAACUAAUAUGUAAUGUAUAGUCAUUAAACCUUCAUUGUUAAGUAGUUAAGAAAGGAAUAUUUUUCUAUUAAGUUUUUUAAUUCUAAAUCUUAUAAGUUUUCUGAUACCAUGUCAAAGGUUACAUUGAACUUGAUAGCCGCGGCCUGUGAUAAUAUGGGAAUUGGAGUCAACGGGACACUUCCAUGGAGACUAAAAAACGAAAUGGCCUAUUUCACGUCCAUGACUUCAAGUGUGAAAGACAAUGCUAAGAAGAAUGCAGUUAUAAUGGGACAUGUAACAUGGGAUUGUAUACCACAAAAAUACAGACCUCUAGCUGGCAGGAUAAAUAUAGUUCUUACAAGCAAUGUGGAUGUUUUGAAAACGCAAGUUCCAGAUGGUGUUGAAGUGGUAAGAAAUCUAGAUAAAGCGAUAGAACUAAUUGAAGCUCGGCAUGAUAUUGAAUCGGCUUGGGUUAUAGGAGGCUCAGCUAUAUAUAAGGCCGCCAUAGACCAUCCGAACUGUGACAAAAUAUAUUUAACAGAAAUACAGAAAUCUUUUAUCUGUGACACAUUUUUUCCCGCCUUCGACAAGCAGAAGUUCAAGCAGAUACAAGAAGAGGGCGUUGAUAGUGAAAAACAAUCGGAAAAUGGCAUAGAUUAUUAUACAAGAGUUUAUAAAAGAGUUUUAUAAUAAAUAAUGUUUAAUUGU
Molecule: messenger RNA, 760 nt
Organism: Zerene cesonia (dogface butterfly)
Lineage: Eukaryota; Metazoa; Arthropoda; Insecta; Lepidoptera; Pieridae
Gene: Dhfr
Product: dihydrofolate reductase
Exons: 4
Coding region: 182-742 (186 amino acids)
Biological process (GO): dihydrofolate metabolic process; tetrahydrofolate biosynthetic process; folic acid metabolic process
Cellular component (GO): mitochondrion
Molecular function (GO): NADP binding; dihydrofolate reductase activity
Source: RefSeq, a predicted model, not a curated record